AUUUAUUGAUCUCACUAACUGUGACAUCUCGUAUGAAAUGUCCAUUCUGGGCCACCAACUAAUUGCAUGUAUGAUGUGAAGAUUAUUUCGAAAACGAUGGGUGUGUGAAUACGCCAGGCCAGGGGUCGAUGGACGUCAACGACGAGGGCGUUGGCGGUGAAGUGAAAAGAGGGAUCGAGGGGGUUUUGCCGCCCCCGAGUGCAGCGGACACUGCACUCGAGAAUGCAGACCAGCAGGAGCCAGAAGUUGAUGGAGAAGGGACCAAGAAAAACAAACAAAUAAAUAACCACACGAAGGAACUAUGGACCAACGCUGUACAAAAAGUGUCAAACCAAAGAAAAAGAAGACCACACUUUUCAUCAAUCGCUUUCUCUGUUAUCGACUCGCACAGACAAAUAAAAAAGGAUGUUUCCUUUACUCCACCGCCAUCACCUAGGCACGCUGGAAUCUUGAAACGCGACAGCACAGAUAAUAGUUUGAAUAAUCAUAAUUCUAUACCCAUAAGCGAAUCGGCCUCUCUACACAAUGGAAAAUUGGACGAUCAUUUCAACAAUCUGGAAAAACCUGCUACAUAUUUGGAAGAUGAAACGUACUCAUACAAAGCUGACUUUGCAACAGUAUUCAAAAGAGGACUCAUGUACAAGGGAAUAUAUUGGCCAAGUCUGACAAACAGCUUCCAUUCAAAACAAUUAGAAUUAGCAUAUUUAAGAUAUUCUCAUAGACAAAGACAGAAAGCACUAAUUAUUGUGAAUAUUGUAGAUCUUCUAUUAAAGAUUUGUUUGAUAUUGGUAUGGGCAUUGUACAAUUCAAAAGUGAAGAUAGACUGGGUAUCAAAUGCUGAUACAAUAAUUUGGUCUGUAUGUUGUAUGUCAAUAAAUAUUGCUGUAUGUGUACUGGGUUGGUGGCGGUGUUUUGCUAACAACUACCUUCACUGGGCUGCUGUAUGCACCUGGCUUCUUCUAACAUUGCAAAGUUUUAUUGCACGAGGUGUUGGUUUCGGUAUUAAAGAAGACUUGGUCUGGUAUGUUCUGUUCAGCAUCUUUGUACCGUACGCCAUGUUACCGCUGCCUCUCCGAUGGUGUAUGAUGGCUGGUGCGCUCGCUUCUGUCGGUCAUAUAAUUGUUAUUUCAGUUGCUUUUUAUGGAAACACCGACAACGUUUGUCGUUUCGAUUCAGACUUAUGCAAAAUACGUCGGCUCUUAGCCAAUGUCCUUUUGUACACUUGUGUAAACUUCGCUGGUAUGUACACAAAAUACUUAACGGACAGAAGUCAGAGAAAGGCGUUCUUGGAAACGCACAGAUCCAUGGAGACCAGAUAUAGGACGCAAAGCGAAAACGAUAAACAAGAAAAAUUGCUGUUGUCAGUAUUACCGGAUUUUGUUGCCAAAGAUAUGAUUAGAGAUAUCGAAAAAGAAGAAAGAGGGGGAGCUUUUCAUCCUAACCAGUUUCACAAGAUCUAUAUUCACCGUUACGAAAAUGUCAGCAUAUUAUUCGCCGAUAUAAAAGGAUUUACAGUUUUGUCCACAAAAUGUACCGCCCAGGAACUAGUCAAGAUUCUCAACGAAUUGUUUGCAAGAUUUGACAAACUUGCAGCUGAAAACCAUUGCUUAAGAAUAAAACUGCUGGGAGACUGUUACUACUGUGUAUCAGGACUGCCGACUCCUAGAUCUGAUCAUGCACAUUGUUGUGUUGAAAUGGGUCUUCAUAUGAUCAAGGCCAUUAGAGAUACUAGACACAAAACGCAGGUUUAACGGACUUUUUACCAAAAUGUUAUCUUUGCAAAUCAAAUGAUUACAUCAUAUUAGAAGACCUAUCGUAUCACAAUUAUACCAGUGCGUCAAUUUUUGUUCCCGCUGAAUAUGACUGGUUAAUAUUAGUUAUCAAACAAAUGGCAAAAAUACAUGCUUGUUCCUUUGUUUUCGAAGAAAAAACGUCAAAGAAAAUGGGAAAAAAAAUUCGUUUGGAUGAAGUUUACAAACCAUUUCUUACAGAAUACCUUUUCUCUGAGACGAAUCCGACCGGUG
This is a messenger RNA of Psylliodes chrysocephalus, 2024 nucleotides long. The record is from the annotation of a GenBank genome assembly. Lineage: Eukaryota; Metazoa; Arthropoda; Insecta; Coleoptera; Chrysomelidae.